AUGACCACCGAGCUUAAUAACGUUUACGAGACGAUAGAUGAUGCAGAAUCCUAUAUCAAGAGGAAUAAACUUAGUAGAGCCAUUGAGCUUUUCGAAAAUGCAUCUAAACAACUUGAUGCUAUAAAUUCCAUGGAGAGUUUACCUGAAAACAUACAUAAUGCCAUAGUUUUACUGCGGGAAGACAUCGAUGCAAGAGUAAAAGAACUAGGAAUGUUGCAAGAAGCUCAAUCUACUUCUGAAAGUUCUGAGAUCGGUAGCAAUUCCAGUUUAAGUCGUUUUAUGAUGGAUGGAAGUUUUUAUCACAAUGGCAAUAGUCUGUUUCUAACUGACCCUCUAUUAUCGUCUAUCACCAGUAAGUUAGAAAAUAACGUCAUAAGAUCCAUAACGUCUAAACAAACUGAUAAGGUGAUCAAGAAUGAGGUAGCACAGCAGUUUGCUCAAUUUAGAAGAGAAUUAUCUGUAUACGAACAGAAAAAGUCGAGAGAUUAUGAAGCCAAAUCAGAACAGGUUAUGAAGGAGAAUAAAAAGCUUUUAAAUCAAGUAAAUCGAUUAAAAGAGAGAUGGGAUAGUCUAGUGGAAAGUGCAAAGCAGAAGAGGAAUCAACAGCAAGCAUAA
Kluyveromyces lactis is the source of this 615-nucleotide messenger RNA. RefSeq names its product Atg38p (gene ATG38). The coding region runs from base 1 to 615 and encodes 204 amino acids. The record is from RefSeq and is a predicted model, not a curated record. The transcript is spliced from 2 exons. Lineage: Eukaryota; Fungi; Ascomycota; Saccharomycetes; Saccharomycetales; Saccharomycetaceae.